This is a messenger RNA of Onychostoma macrolepis, 5442 nucleotides long. It is a transcript of the gene phactr1, whose product is annotated as phosphatase and actin regulator 1. Gene Ontology annotation, biological process: stress fiber assembly; cell motility. The record is from RefSeq and is a predicted model, not a curated record. The coding region runs from base 400 to 2196 and encodes 598 amino acids. Gene Ontology annotation, molecular function: actin binding. NCBI's taxonomy places the organism in Eukaryota, Metazoa, Chordata, Actinopteri, Cypriniformes, Cyprinidae. The transcript is spliced from 13 exons.
UCAUAAGACAAGCUCUCACAGUAGUAGGAUCGGCGAAUUUGCUCCCGUUAACGGUCAAUUCCGGUCCGCGUAUUUUUACGUGGACUUAACGGCAUUGCGUCACGUUGAUGAAUUUGAAGAGAUGCUACCGAGAGGCGCAUCCGUUCGCUCAUGAUAAACAAAUCUGCGCCAGUCGCUUGAAUUUGCGCGAACGUUGCUAAGGAGUUAACGGUAACGGGGGUUUAAAGAGGCGAUCUAUUAAAGAAAUCACUGAAGUGGAUCAGCGCGCGCGCGCGCGCGUGUGUGUGUGUGUAUGUAUGUAUAUACACACACGGUUAUACUCAGGUGGGCCAAACGUUUUGCGCGUGGCGUCGGUGAUAUAACCCCGGUUCGCGCGGCUCGGGAUGAUCGGUGAGGCUCAUGAACUCGCUCUUCCGUUCGAUAUCCGCACCAUCCCGGGGUGUGACAGAUAGACACGGGUCCUCCGCCGCCGCUGCGCCCAUGGCGGGUCCCGCAUUCACCGGAGCGCACGGGACCUGGAUCACAUCUCGGUUACGGGAGGACGCGUCAUCUUCCUCUUCGUUAUCAUCGUCGUCGUCCGCAGAGAAACCGCGCAAACGGAGAGCCUUUAACCUGGUCAAACUGCGGCAGCCCACCGCCCCCGGUAACAACAACACUCCGUUUGUGAUCUCCGGUCAUAUCAAGCACAUCUGCAGUAACUGCAGCCGCGGGAAUGACAUUCGUGACGCAGAGGGUGCCGAGCGUCUGGCGGCGAUGCGCUCCGAUUCGCUGGUUCCCGGGACGCACACGCCACCGAUCCGCAGACGCAGCAAACUGGCCAGUCUGGGACGACUCUUCAAACCGUGGAAAUGGAGAAAGAAAAAGAGCGACAAGUUCAAGCAGACGUCUGCAGUGCUGGAGAGGAAGAUGUCGACGCGUCAGAGCAGAGAAGAGCUCAUCAAGAGAGGCGUGCUGAAGGAAGUGUAUGAGAAAGAGGAGGUCAGCGUCGAUGGCGGCCGUGUGUGUGUGAGUGAUCUGGACAGACAGACGGUCAUCAGUCCAGUGUCAGAGUCUGCAGACACCACAGCGACAGUGUCGUUCUCAGAGGUCCAGUCGUCUGGAGAGACUGUGGCGUGUCUCUCGGAUCUCGUCCCAAAGCCAUCUCAAGGCCCGCCCUGUGUGAAGCCUGUGCCGUUGCCUAGCGACAGCGCUGACAUCACUCACGUGAGGCCGUCGUCGCUGAAGCAGCCUCCUGCCUUACCGCCGAAGCCAUACAGCCGAAUCCCCAACCAUCUGACAGAGACACUGGCCAGACUCUCGCCGCCUCUGCCUCCAAAGAAAGUGAUGAUAUGUGAGCCGGUGCCCUCGUUUCCCCUCAAAUGCCUGCCGUCCCAGGGCUCGCACACACACACACACACGCUCACACACACACACCCGCAGCACUACGCCACACUGCCGCUGUCACUGCACCCGCCCAGCCGCAUCAUAGAGGAGCUCAACAAAACACUCGCGCUCACCAUGCAGAGACUCGAGAGCUCUGUACUGCAGGCGGUGCCAUCUGUCCUGAUGGAGACGGAAGAGGAGAAGGAGAACAGAGAUUCAAUGCACCAAACUCCCGCCAACACACACACACUCAUCACACACACCUUCAGCACACACGAGGAAGAGGACGAGGAAGAGGAGGAUGACGACGACUCGCUGUUUACAAGUACACUUGCUUUAAGGAUCUUACGGAAAGAUUCGCUGGCGAUCAAACUGAGCAAUCGCCCAUCGAAGAGAGAACUGGAGGAUAAAAACAUCCUACCCAUGAUGUCCGACCAGGAGCGGCUGGAGUCCAGACAGCAGAUCGGCACCAAACUCACCCGUCGUCUGAGCCAGAGACCGUCAGCAGAAGAGCUGGAGCAGAGGAACAUCCUCAAACCGCGGAACGAGCAGGAGGAGCUGGAGGAGAAGCGUGAGCUGAAGAAACGGCUCUCCAGGAAGUUGAGUCAGAGGCCCACCGUAGAGGAGCUCAGAGAGGCCAAGAUUCUCAUCCGCUUCAGCGAUUAUGUGGAAGUGGCAGAAGCUCAGGAUUACGACCGGCGCGCGGACAAACCCUGGACCAGACUCACUGCUGCAGAUAAGGCUGCCAUACGCAAAGAGCUCAACGAGUUCAAAAGCACAGAGAUGGAGGUGCACGAGUCCAGUCGACAUCUAACCAGGUUUCAUCGGCCGUAGAGCCGCUUCGGUCUCUCUCUUCUCUGUCUCUGGUUUGGAGCCGUUCAUCUCUAAUGGACCCUGAACAGACUCUCUGCUGCUGGUUUUGAUCAGGAAUCACUCGCAGCAGAUCUGAGCUGAUCCUGCUGGACUCUCAGCGGCGCGUCGGCGGCCCGGCGGAUACCAGCGAGCUGACGAUCUGUCUGUGUGCGGAUGUUUCUGUAUAUUUUGACAAAAACUGAUCUAUUACGUGCUCUUCGCCAUGAAUUUCUCUUUUUUUGUUGUUUUUUUUCCAGGCGAUGGUUUUUAAUGCAGCAGACGAUGUAGUUGAUUUUCUACUUGUAACUGAUAAACUAUACCAGUCCUUUUAGUUUUCAAAAACGGAGAACACAAAGGAAACGACUUUUCUAAUGAGCGCAAACCACAUUAUUACACGCUAAAUUUAACGGUCUUACAAGAAAUAGUUGAGACAAAAAGGAAAAUUAGCUGAAAAUUUCCUCACCCUCAGGCUAUACAAGAUGUAGAUGAGUUUGUUUCUUCAUCAGGUUUGGAGAAAUGUAGCAUUGCAUCAGUGUCUCAGCAAUGGAUGCUCUGCAGUGAAUGGGUGCCGUCAGAAUGAGAGUCCAAACAGCUGAUAAAAACACCACAAUACUCCACACCACUCCAGUCCUUGAGAAGACAAAAGCUGAAAUCCAGCAUGAAGAUGUUAUAACUUCAAACCGUUGCUUUUGGCCAAAAUAUGAGUCCAUAUAACAAUGACUUUUUCAAUGGACGAAGCAUUAUUAUGGAUUAUGGACUCAUAUUUUAGCAGGAAGCAAGGGUUUGAGUUAAAAACGUCUUAAUGCUGGAUUUGUUUCAUUUGUUUCAACUGAUGGACUGGAGUGCUGUGGAUUAUUGUGGUGUUUUUAUCAGCUGUUUGGACUCUCAUUCUGACGGCACCCAUUCACUGCAGAGCAUCCAUUGCUGAGACACUGAUGCAAUGCUAAAUUUCUCCAAAUCUGAUGAAGAAACAAACUCAAGUGAGGGUGGUGUCAUUUUCAGCCAAUUAUUCAGUUUUGGAUAAACUAUUCCUUUACUUCCACAUUUCCUGUUUAUUUUUAACUUAUAUGCAUCUGCUAGACACUUUUAUCCAUUGCUAUUAAAUAUUUAUUUUUUAUCAGUUCAUUCAUCCCCUGGGAGUCAAACCCAUGAUGUUGGCUGCUGUUUGUGCUAUUUAUAAGUCAUAAAACCCAAGAACAUCUUUAACCAAUAACAAAAAAGCAACGUUUGCCACGCCCACACUACUGACCAAUCACAGGAGGCGAUGCUGCGGUUGAGUGACAGGACAGAGCAAUAACGUGUUCAGAGUGACUGAUUGUUCAUGAGUCCUGUUGAGUGUUUUCAAACCGGGUUUUUGUUCCUCCUUCGUCUCAUUUUGCACUCAUUGGUGCUCAGCCGUCAUGUGAUUGAGUGUUGGGCGGCCCUUUAAACUCCGCCCACUUUACAGGGCGUCGCGUUGCCAAAAUAAAACCAAAACAGUGAAGGGAAUCACAAUAAUCAGUGUUACAUUCGUUUUCUUUUUGUAUUUUAUUCACAGUGAUCAUACAGAAAUAGUAACAGUAACAUUUACAUUAAGGUCUCAUUUGUUAACAUUAAUGUAUAAACUUACGAGUAAUAUUUGUUACAACAUUUAAUCUUAGCUAAUAUUAAUACACUUGUUCAUGUUAUUUAUUCAAUUUGUGUUGUAAGUGUACUACAAGGAAUUAUUUUAUAAUUUCAUUAUUAUUAUUACAUGAACUAUUGUUCUUUAAUUGAGGAAAAAGGAAUUAUUUUAAUUAUAUUAACUAAUGUUAAUGAACAACUUUUAAUUUAAAUAUGUCUAUUAAAUGUUGAAAUUAACAUUGUAAUUGUAUUACAAAGAAUUAUUUUAUUUUAUUCUUAUUACAUGAACAACUGUUGUUGUUUUAAGGAGCAGGAAAUUGCUUAUUUUAUUGUAAUAAUAAUACUAAUAUUAACAAAAUAAAAAAUACAACUUUUAAUUUCAAUAAAGUUUUUAUUUGCUAACAUUACAUUAACAUUAAUACAGUUAUUAAAAUAGAAAAAAAUAACCUGUUUACUAGUAAAUAUUGAAAUCAACAAACUGAGACUAAUGCUGUAGAAUUGUUAGUUCAUGUUAACGAAGUUAUCUAUAAUAUGGUUCCAUUUGCCAACUUUAGUUAAUUCUACUGCAUUUAUUACUAAUAAAUUACUUUUUUACUAGUACAUUAUGACUAAUAAAUUAGUCUUUGUUGAUUUCAAAAUUUACUAGUAAAAAUAUUUAAUAUUUACAUUUCUUUUAAUAACUAUUAAUGUUAACAAAUUAAUGUUAACAAAUAAAAUCUUUUCAUAUUAGAAAUGUAUUAGAAAAUGUUGAAAUUAACAAGAAAUGACAAUAUUAUUCAAAUUGAACAAAAAAUAUACUCCUCAUUCCUCAAUUUAAAAAUUAAAAUUUUAUUUAGUAGUAUUAAUAGUAAUAAUAAAUUAGAAAAUAAUUCCUUGAAAUGCAAUUACAAUGUAAAUUUUAACAUUUACUAAUCUAUCUUUAAAAUGAAGUUGUAUUUGUUAACAUUACUUAAUGCACUGCGAACUCAUCAUGAUCAACUGUAUUUUUAUUAAACACUGACAAAGAUUAUUACCGGUAAAUGCUGUACAAAUCCUCACUGUUAGUUCAUAAAUAAAGAAAUGAGACCUUUUUGUAAAGUGUUACCACUGUAACAAUGUGUGCUGAGAUGUUUUUAUGUUAAUAUAUUAUUUAUAAAUAUUUUUAACUGACUUUGAUACUGAACACAUUGGCAGGGCAUUAAAGGAAAAGUUCACCAAAAAAUUAUAUAUAUAUAUAUAUAUAUAUAUAUAUAUAUAUAUUUCUGACUUUAUCACCCUCAUUUGUUCCAAACCUACGUUAUUUUUUUCUAUGAGGCUUAUUAAAGGGAUUUUUAAGCACUUUUCCUGAUCUUACGAAUCAUAUGAAUUCGUACAGGUUUGGAACAACGUGAGGGUGUAAAAAUGACUGUAUGUUUGGCCGAUCUCUCUCACACACACACACAAACAGAAGAGCAGACGUCGUCAUGUUUUGAAUGAUUGAUGUGUUUCUGUUUCCAGUCGUUAGCGUUUCUCUCUUCCGCUGCUGCUAUUGGCUCAGAGAGCGCAGGAAGAGAGCGGGAGGCAUGUCAUGUACCGUACUGUCACUCCUGAAUGAUGUAUGCAGAUUCUCAUGUAAACCAACCUAAUAAAAGAGCGACCACACACACA